This is a messenger RNA of Aricia agestis (brown argus), 2616 nucleotides long. Its product is annotated as centrosomal protein of 120 kDa-like. Gene Ontology annotation, cellular component: centriole; centrosome. Lineage: Eukaryota; Metazoa; Arthropoda; Insecta; Lepidoptera; Lycaenidae. Bases 67 to 2568 code for a protein of 833 amino acids. The transcript has 20 exons. Gene Ontology annotation, biological process: centrosome cycle; interkinetic nuclear migration; positive regulation of centriole elongation. The record is from RefSeq and is a predicted model, not a curated record.
UGUAUUGUGUUUACCAUUUUAUUUUAUUUGCUUUACAUGUAUAUUGUUUAAUAUAAUGAUAUACUUAUGGACGAACUAAAAGGUCCAACAAUCCAAAUAGUUUUAAAUGUUAAAGAAGGACUUGGUUUCGGGUUCUUGAAAUCGCCCUUCGUCGUGAGUGGCUCUCUGAACGGAUAUAUUCUAGAAACUGAUCCUGUAGUGCCUGGACAUGCGCCGGUAUUUGAUGCAGAACUUGUGUGGGAAGCAGACAAACGUAGAUUUCGAAGUUUAAGAGUUCAAAAUGUGCCAGUAAAAGUGGAGGUCUUCACUCACCACACUGAAGGCAAGAAGGAGAAAGUGGGAUAUUUGUUACUGAGUUUGUUAGGAGCCCAGCCAUGUCCAGCUUCAAGGAAUGUAGAUAUAAAGCACACAUGGCACAGGCUGCUUGGAGUCAAAUCAGAGGGUAAAUGUUGUCAUCCUCAGCUUCUCAUGAGUUUGUCUGUAGAGGACAGAAUAAACACCCCUACACCACGUAAUGAUCUCCGUUUGUUUCAUUGUAAUGAGACAGCAUAUCCAUCUGUACAUGAUCAUGUAUCAUCGAGGCCUAUGCUGCUAACAUAUGAGGAAUACAUAGGAGAGAGCAAAAGAACAGUGUCAACACCAGAACUCCAACCAAAACUCAUAUGUGAUGAAGGUCUAAUUCAAAUUGGAGAUGGAAAUGAUUAUUUUAUUCUUGGCAUUGUUAUAGGAUCAGUUGAAAAUAUAGAUUUGUUGCUGCCAUCAAGUGAAAGACAGAGUGAUACUCAAGUUGCAGUGUCUUAUACAGUUUUUACACACAAUAUCACAACUGACAGCGUAUCCGUGAAGCGAUCAGCCGCUGCGGUGAAUGUCCGCACGUCGCUGCGGCUGCGGUCGUCGCUGCCGCAUCUCGCGCGGUACUUAGCCGACUGCCCGCACUUGGUCGUUACAGUACGGACACAGGACAGUGAUAUAGGAAUCUGCAGCUUGGACCUCCGUAAGCUAAUACCGAGCGAUGACGUCACCGACUUCACAAAGUUCUGUGACCGAGACAAGACGUUGACGAUACACGAGAGAUGUUUUCUAAUGCGCGUCCACAGCGGCUCGGAGAGCAGUCGCCGGCCGUAUAUAGAUGUGGACUUGAGUUUACAGUAUAUGGCCGGGAAAGCGGUUGCACAGAAGUGUACAGUGAAGUCAGCUCGGAGUGCGACGCAGCUGCGGAGCGACCGCGGCGCUGCGGACGUGCGGACAAGCGGCAGCCACACGCACCUGCCAGCCGCCGACAACAUGACUGCCAACACGAAUAUAUUAUCUGAUACUAACACUAACAGAUAUACGAACGCUGCGGGCGACGCGAUACAAACGAGCGAGAUAGCCGACAUGAUACGCAAGAUGUACGAGUCGUUUACUACAAGCAGGAAGUUAGAAGUCCCCAGACCAGUAAAUGUGGAGAUACAAGUUGAACCUGUAGUUGUUGAAGAACCGGUCAAAUUGACGAGAAGCACAACCAACUCAACAAAGUGUGUUGGAAAUGAUGAAAGCGUGGAAGUAAAAACUACUUUACCUCAAGAGGAACGCGUUGCGUUGAUGCAAAAAUACGUCGCAGAACUGGAAGAUUGGAAAGAGAAACAACAGGAACUGUUCAAGUGUCAGCUGAAACGCAAAGAGGACUACCAUUUAGAACUACUGUCAUUGGAGUGGAACAAACGUCGUGUGGAACUAGAAAGACAGCUGCGAACCAGCGUAGAGCGGUGUCAGGACCUCGCUGCCGAGCUGAGUGAAGCAACUGAGGACUUCCGACAGAAGGGACAUAAGAACGCGGAGAGGGAGAAGAAGCUACUAGAAGCGAAGAAGACCUUAGAAGCUCACUUCACGGCGAAAUACCAGGAGCUUCGCGAAGCCUCGCUGAAAAUGCAGGACGAUAUGAACCACCGCCUUAGACUCAAGGACAUGACUAUAGAGGAGUUGCAGAUGAGAGUGCAACAGUUGGAGAAGCAGAUUGAUGGGUUACAGAGCAGCUUAAAGGAGGCAGAGAAGGAUGCAGAGAGACGUGUUUCGGGAUUGAGUAAAGAGCAAACGGCGAGUUUGGUGCAGGAAUUGCGUUGCAUGGAAGAGAAGCUGGAGAGUGCUAUCCAAUCGAAGGCGUUCUUCAAGGAGCAGUGGGGGCGGGCGGUGCGGGAGCUGCACCUGGUGAAGCUGGACACGCGAGCGCGGUUACUGCGGGAGCUACGAGCGAGUCGCGCUAGCGGAUUAAAUAUUACUAAAGAUCAAGAUGAAAACCUAAUGAACAAAAAUUUGAGUUCUGCACUGAGAAUAAACGACGAAUCGUAUUUAGACAUCAUGACAAAAACUUCAGAAAUAGACGCACACUCUGUGACCGGAGCAGCUUAUCCUAUUGACAUUGAUGAUAAUCUGGAAACGUAUGACACCAAACUUACAACUAGUAAGAGCAGACUGGAAGAACUUAUAGCAGAGAGAGAUAAGUUGGUGCAAGACGACAGUCCCGAUGAAGCCACCAUUAAACAGCUGAACCAUGACAUCAGGAGUAUACUGAUGAGCUAUGGCACUUGAUAUCAGCCUAAAAGUUCUGCUAGCUGUAUAAUAAAGAUUUUGAAAUUA